UGGCCCCAACAAACUUGUGGACUCAGAGCAAGACGAUGCGAAGAGAAGAGAAGAGAAGAGAAGCUGUGGGUCCGCACCUCUCCUUUCUUUUUUUCUUUGAAAAAUCCUAAAUGACAAUGGAGGGUUUCUGCUCCUCUCUACACUCGAUUUUUUUUCUUCUCUUCUCGCCUCACCCCUUCUCCAUCUCCGACGACCAUCUCCGGCAAGGUUAGGGUUACAGAAAGGUGUUUCUCUAACGACGCUCCAGCGAGACGCUGCGUGGAGCCGCAAGAGACGGAGGCGAAGGAGUCUUGCGGUGGUGAAUUUCGUCGGGAGGAGGAAGAAUGUCAAAAGGUAGAAGACACAGCUGGGCAAGAAAACCAUAUUUUUUAUUAAACAUCCAAAAAGAAAGAGAGCAAAGAAAACCAAAAAAAAUCUCUCUUUUUUCCCCUGAGGAACUGAAAUGAAACAAGUCGUCCUCUUCCUCCAGUCUGUCUCCCUUCAUCUCCAUCCUGUGCUAGUGUGCUGUGCUGUACCAUCAGCGUCAGCCAUCAGGCAACCGCAACAGCAGUUCCUCCUCCGCACAGCCUCGCCGCGAGCGAACAAGGGAUCCCACCGACCAAAUCUCUCCAAGCAGAAAUCUCUCCGACCUGCCUCGGAUGCUCCCGGCCUCGCACUCGCUGCUCUACGCCUGCGUCUUCCGCGACACCGACCUCGUCGCCGAGCUCGCCCACUCCCCCCCACCCGCCGACGACCUCCCGGCGCUCGCCGCCUCCCUCGUCGCCGCCGCUCCACCGCACCACAGCCACAUCACCCACUCCGCCGGUGGCCGGGCGCACGCGCUGCUCCUCGCCCCGCCGCUCGCGCUCGCCGCGGUCUCGCUCGCGCCGCAGCUACCGGCCUCGCAGCUCCUGCUCUUCCUCCGGCGGCUGCGAUGCCUCCCCGAGUCCAGGAUGCACGACGAGAUGCCGCGCCUCGCGCUGCGCCUGCCGCUGCCGCCCGACGACGAGGGGGCGCUCGCGCGCGAGGCCGAGGAGGUCGCCGCCGCAGAGGCCGAGGCGGAGGAGGUGGCCAGGAGGGAGGCUGACCUCACCGCACGGAGGACGCCCAAGCGGGAGCGGGGCCGCGGCGGCGGCGCGGCCUGGACGUGGAGGCGCCAGCUCUGGGUCGUCAUCCUCGCGGAUCUUGUGCUCCUCGGCGUGCUCUUCGCUGCCUGGCUCGCAGUGUGCAGGGGAUUCAGCUGCAUUGGCCGGUAAAUAGGUUAAAAACCCCCAAGGCUGCUCAAUUUUUAAGCGAAAAAUCUGGAGCGCAGUUGAUCCUCGGAUGGGUGAUACAAUCAAAAGCGGGUGAUACCAUAACGUGGUGGUGAGCUGCUUUGCAAGGAAAGGCACUCAGCCCCCUGUGUAUUGUUACGUCCUUGUUGUAUGAAUCACCUUUGAAAAGUGAAGCCCAACAGCCUUGCUAGACUUCAUAAGUUUGAAUUUGUUUGUUUGGUUGAGGUCAUCGGUAAACCCUGUAGUGCAAUUUUUUCGUUCAAUUUCUAUACAACGCAAAUGUUAAAUUU
Phragmites australis (common reed) is the source of this 1543-nucleotide messenger RNA. RefSeq lists its product as uncharacterized. Lineage: Eukaryota; Viridiplantae; Streptophyta; Magnoliopsida; Poales; Poaceae. The record is from RefSeq and is a predicted model, not a curated record. The coding region runs from base 639 to 1235 and encodes 198 amino acids. The transcript has 2 exons. Gene Ontology annotation, cellular component: membrane.